This is a messenger RNA of Amblyraja radiata (thorny skate), 2136 nucleotides long. RefSeq names its product DNA methyltransferase 1 associated protein 1 (gene dmap1). The record is from RefSeq and is a predicted model, not a curated record. Gene Ontology annotation, biological process: chromatin remodeling; negative regulation of transcription by RNA polymerase II; DNA repair. Gene Ontology annotation, molecular function: transcription corepressor activity. NCBI's taxonomy places the organism in Eukaryota, Metazoa, Chordata, Chondrichthyes, Rajiformes, Rajidae. Gene Ontology annotation, cellular component: NuA4 histone acetyltransferase complex; nucleus; Swr1 complex. Bases 88 to 1626 code for a protein of 512 amino acids. The transcript has 11 exons.
UGCCUGACCCACUGAAUUAUUCCGCAAUCUUGUGUUUAUUUGCUGCAAAUUAAUUCCCGCCCCACGCUUCGAACUACAAUUCCCGACAUGCCGCGUAAUCCGCACAUGCGCAGAGCCAUCUCCCACAAUGCACCCCGGCCUACACACUGUUCUGCGGAAAGCGCAGUCGGAAAAUUAAAGGGAAAAACUCAGCUCGCUUUUGGGGUGAGUACAAGGUACACAAAAAUGUCUACCGGGGCAGAUGUUCGUGAUAUCCUGGAGCUGGGCGGUGGCGAUUCUGAAAACACGCCCAUCAGUAAAAAGGAUAUUAUUAACUCGGAUAAGAAAAAGUCAAAGAAAUCAGCAGAAGCGCUCACUUUUAAGAGACCAGAGGGAAUGCACCGAGAAGUUUACGCUCUACUUUAUUCUGACAAAAAGGAUGCCCCACCAUUGCUUCCAAGUGACACAACCCAAGGUUACAGGACUGUUAAGGCAAAGCUUGGCUGUAAGAAGGUACGACCAUGGAAGUGGAUGCCUUUUACCAACCCUGCCAGGAAGGAUGGUGCAAUAUUUUACCAUUGGAGACGUUUAGCAGAUGAAGGCAAAGAUUACCCAUUUGCUCGGUUUAAUAAGGCUGUUCAGGUGCCUGUAUACUCAGAGCAAGAAUAUCAGAUGUGUCUACAUGAUGAUGGAUGGACCAAAGCAGAAACAGACCAUCUCUUUGACCUCUGCAAGCGCUUUGAUCUGCGUUUUAUUGUCAUCCAUGACCGUUAUGACCACCAGCAGUUCAGGAAACGUUCAGUAGAAGAUCUGAAAGAGCGAUAUUAUAGCAUUUGUACAAAGUUAACAAAGAUCCGAGCCCCAACUGGUGCUGAUCCCAAGCUUUCUGUUUUUGAUGCUGGGCACGAAAGACGGAGAAAAGAGCAGCUUGAGAGACUGUACAAUAGAACACCAGAGCAGGUGGCUGAAGAAGAAUACUUAAUACAAGAAUUAAGGAAAAUUGAAAUGAGGAAAAAAGAACGAGAAAAGAAAACGCAGGAUUUACAGAAACUCAUCAUAGCUGCAGACAACACCACAGAAAUGCGCAGGGCAGAGCGAAAGGCAGCAAAAAAGAAACUUCCGCAGAAAAAAGAAACAGAAAAACCGACUGUACCAGAAACCGCAGGUAUCAAAUUUCCAGAUUUCAAGUCUGCUGGAGUCACAUUACGAAGUCAAAGGAUGAAACUACCAAGCUCAGUUGGACAGAAAAAAAUCAAAGCCAUUGAACAGAUGCUCACGGAAUUGGGAGUUGAUCUAAAUCCAAUGCCCACAGAAGAGAUUGUGCACAUGUUCAAUGAACUUCGCAGCGAUCUGGUGUUACUGUAUGAGCUCAAGCAAGCUUAUGCCAAUUGCGAAUAUGAGCUUCAGAUGCUACGACAUCGAUACGAGGCACUGGCAAAGGCAGGGACAACCAACUUAGCAUCAGGAGAAGGCUUUGGCAUAGACGGACAGAUAGGAACUGUGGGAACUAGUUCUGAGGAAAUUAAGGGAGAAGGAAAAGAUCAGUUCAUUGAUGUUGUUGGAGCUGCACCUCUCACACCAAACUCGAGAAAGCGAAGAGAAUCUGCUUCAAGCUGUUCUUCUGUAAAGAAAUUGAAGAAACCCUGAACGUAUGUGAAAGUCUAGAAAGUGGACUAACAUGGUUGUGUGGAUCUUUCACUACAUAGCUGUUUUGCAAAAAAAAGACCAUCAAUGCCCCUGCAAAUUUGGGAACAGUGAGCUCUGUUGAUAAUAUCCAGCAGCAUUGGAAAGGAAUGACUACUGCAAUCACAACAACAGAAGGAAAGCAUCCAAGCUAUGUCCAGUAGAGGUUCCAUCAAAUAGCCCAGAACUGACCCAGAACAUCAUUAUCAAGACUUUUUUUUUGCAUUGAAGUCCUUUUGAUAUUUGUAUAAAUGUAUCCCCUCUUGAGGGUUUUAUUCUGUUUGUACAGGGCAAUUAAAGUAGUUAUGAGUGAAGGCCACUCACGUAACCAUCGUUUUGUUACAAUUUCUCCUUGAACAAAGAAAUUGCUACAUGUAUGUACAGAAUCAAUUUAUUAGGAAAUGUUCAAAUUACUUUGUAAACAUCUGUUGUAGUGCAGAAAUAUCAGUGUAGAAUAAAGGAAUCUUUUUUAAA